Messenger RNA from Sciurus carolinensis (gray squirrel), 532 nucleotides. Its product is annotated as serine palmitoyltransferase small subunit A-like. The record is from RefSeq and is a predicted model, not a curated record. Gene Ontology annotation, molecular function: serine C-palmitoyltransferase activity. Bases 17 to 232 code for a protein of 71 amino acids. NCBI's taxonomy places the organism in Eukaryota, Metazoa, Chordata, Mammalia, Rodentia, Sciuridae. The transcript has a single exon. Gene Ontology annotation, cellular component: serine palmitoyltransferase complex. Gene Ontology annotation, biological process: ceramide biosynthetic process.
GCAUCACAGGAGGCGCAUGGCGGGGAUGGUGCUGGCACGGGCCUGGAAGCAGAUGUGCUGGUUCUACUACCAGUACCUGCAGGUCACAGCGCUUUACAUGCUGGAGCCCUGGGAGCGGACUGUGUUCAAUUCCAUGCUGGUUUCGAUUGUGGGGAUGGCACUGUACACCGGAUACGUCUUCAUGCCCCAGCACAUCAUGGCGAUUUUACACUACUUUGAAAUUGUACUAUGACCAUGAUGUAACCAAGAUCUAGAGGUUCUUUGGGGAAGAUCCACCCUAUGAAGUUGGAAUGAGACUUCAUCAGAUGUCCUAAGAAAAACUACCAGAUGUCAACAUAACCAACCUUAUAAACACAAGACUAAAAUCCAUGAGUAGAACAGGAAAAUCAUCCUGACUCAUGCAUUGUGUUCUUUAUUUUUAAUUUUAAAAGAGGCUCUUGUAUAGUAGUUUUUGUCUAUUUUAACAUUGUAGUCAUUUGUACUUUGAUAUCAGUAUUUUCUUAACCUUUGUGACUGUUUCAAUAUUACCCUG